CUUUUUAAACAGAUUUAACUCCAUACGCAGUUGUUAGUAAACCUUACAGAACAAUUCCUUCAUAUAACGAUCUUGUGCAAUCUGGCACAGUGCCAAGAUUCAACUUAUUGAGUCUAAAUCAGAUUGCUUUGUCAUAAAAGAUCGAACAUAUGUGGCAAAGUUGCAUUUAGGGAUUUUACCCGAAUAGGAAUAAGAUUAAAUACAAGAAUUGAAUGAUCAACUUUACAUUCCUGACUCCAUGGUGUGCUAUGGAAUGAAAAUCAUACUCAAUCUUAAGAUAUGAUGCACAUAUUUUAUAUUGUUAAAUGGAUUUUGAGGAAAGAAUUCAAUAUAAUCCACUUGAAGGAUUUAUUAGCCUGUGUUCAAUGUCAAUCCCAAAGUUGAUUUGUAUAUUAUGAAAUGUUUUCCAAGUAAGUGCUUCAAGGAUGCCAAUAACAAGCACCCUAUAUCCAUAUUUGAUUUCAGGAAGAAAAUAUUCAUUAAGAAGAUGCCUGGCACUAAUGAAAUCAUCAUAUUAAUUUCCCUUUUUAUUCAGCAGAUCGGUUCAAAGAAAGAAUAUUUCACAGAUAGUCUUGUAUUUGGUGUCUUAGUAGUCCCUACCCCUUAUUUCCCUGCCUCAGAUACUUUGGAUAGGGGAUGGCAACCCAGGGGCAUAUAUAAGACUAUGGCUAUAUCUUUGUCAACCUAUGUGAAUGCAAUGAGAAGCUCAUACAGGGAAUUGAUGCUACAUGUACGUUGUAUAGACAAGGCUGGGGAAUUUAAAAUAAGCUGGGAAAUAAUAACUACUGAUGUUGUCAAUUUUUUAACCAGACAGUGAUAAUGUGCC
Messenger RNA from Owenia fusiformis, 826 nucleotides. The record is from the annotation of a GenBank genome assembly. NCBI's taxonomy places the organism in Eukaryota, Metazoa, Annelida, Polychaeta, Sabellida, Oweniidae.